GGAAAACGUAAACAAUACGUAGCGGAAAGUCGAUAUAAGCGAGGUGCGCACGAGUCCCGCGCAUUUCUUCACGCGUGCGCCCGGGGACAACAUGGCUGUCUUUAUUUGCAUCACUGCAGCUUUGUUCGCGGCUGCCUCAGCAGCACCUCCCGGCCAGCAGCCAAGAUUCUACCAGGGCCCUGGGAAUCCUAAUUUUCAGCCCGGGCUGGAGCAGUAUUACUUGGACAACGCGGAAAUGGCGAACUACUACAACCAGGCGCAACAGAAGCAAGGCCAAGUGAACGCGAACGCGCCGGCUCGGCUGGAGAACUUGGAGCCUGACAGCGAAGUGGAACUGGUUCCAGGAGUGCAGCAGCCGCAGCAGCCGCCUCAACAGAACCCAGUAUCUCCCAAUUUGCCGGGCUUGGUGCCUGGACAGCGGGUGUUCAUUGUACAUAUGCCAGUCCCGGGAUAUAGGCCUGGCACUGUUGGAGGGUACCAGCCCCUAUACAUUGUAGCUGCAGCACCUCAAGGGGGAAACGCUGGAGCAUACGCAGCCAAUGGAUACCAAAAUGCCAUCCUACUAGACCCUUCCGGGCAAGCAGUGCUGUCUCCAGUGAACGGGUACUACAGACCGGGCCUGGGGCCUCAGCAGGCCAACCCUGGACUACUACUGGGAGCGCCUCUUGGCUUGCAGCGACCCUUCGACUUGUCGUACCAAGAUCCUAACCUAGCAUACCAACAAGUUGGACCUCAAGGACCGGGACCAGAGGGUCAGCAGAUUCGCCUAGCUCCCGUGCCAUUCCGUCAACCUUCAGCCGCCGCUAACGCUGCUCCAAAUGCAAAUCAAUCAGCAGCACCUUCAGAGCAGAAGCGUGUUGGCCAAUCAUCGGAGAGUAACGAGCUGAAGGAAGAACCGAAGCGCAACGCGAGACCUGCGCCUGCGCAUGCCCCGCGCAAACCUUAGACUGCUAGCAAAAUAUCUGCACAGUAGAUGUAGUGUGUUAACCCUUUUAGGGUUUCGAGUCACAUAUGUAACAUUGUGAA
Cydia amplana is the source of this 1026-nucleotide messenger RNA. RefSeq lists its product as uncharacterized. The transcript is spliced from 9 exons. The record is from RefSeq and is a predicted model, not a curated record. Lineage: Eukaryota; Metazoa; Arthropoda; Insecta; Lepidoptera; Tortricidae. Bases 92 to 946 code for a protein of 284 amino acids.